UGUGGGGCGAGGAGGUAGGGGAGCCAGAAAUCAGCGCAAGUCCCAACCAGCUCCUAUAACGCGGUCGUUGAGAGUAUUAACGCCGUGCCAUUUAAUGCCAUUCAAAUUGCUUUAUUUUUAUUUCAAAAAAUUUCUCCUCCUUUCCCUCCCCCCAACUACACUUCUCCAAACCCAUAAAUUCUCAUGCACGUCUUCCCUUCUCUUACCAUUCCCCAGUCACCUGCCUUGCUUUUUAUUUGCUGGGUUAAGAAAUCCUCUCUUUCUUUAUUGAGUGAUUUGUGCCAUUUGUCAGAGGAGAGGAAGAAGAAGAAGAGUUUGGCGGGGUGGAGGGAAAUGGGGCUUUUUUCAUUGGUGACAGGGAGGCCGGGACUAAGUGGGUUUGGUUCUGCUUCUACUGCAGAAGAGGUUACUCAAGGGAUUGAUGGUAGCAACCUAACUGCUAUUAUCACAGGAGGGGCUAGUGGGAUUGGAUUGGAGACUGCAAGAGUUAUGGCUCUUAGGAAAGUUCAUGUCAUUAUAGGAGCAAGGAACAUGGAGGCUGCAAAUGAGGCCAAACGUCUCAUUCUUGAAGAGAAUCAAUCUGCUCAAAUUGACGUUUUGAAGCUUGAUCUCAGCUCGGUGAAGUCAAUUGGUCAAUUUGUUGAUAAGUUUAAUGCUCUUAAACUCCCUCUCAAUAUCUUAAUAAACAAUGCUGGGAUCAUGUUUUGUCCAUUCCAGCUCUCAGAAGAUGGCAUAGAGAUGCAAUUUGCUACAAAUCAUCUUGGCCAUUUUCACUUGACAAAUCUGCUCCUGGAGAAAAUGAAGAAAACAGCAAAAUCUACUGGAAUAGAGGGGAGGAUUGUGAAUUUGUCAUCAAUAGCUCACAUUCACUGCUACAAGAAUGGGAUUCGAUUUGAUAAGCUAAACGAUCGAUCAGGUUACUCGGACAAGAGGGCCUAUGGACAAUCCAAAUUAGCCAACAUAUUGCAUUCCAAUGAGCUCUCUCGUCGAUUCCAGGAAGAAGGUGUGAACAUCACAGCAAAUUCUGUCCACCCUGGACUGAUAAUGACAAAUCUCAUGAAACAUUCAGCCAUGUUAAUGAAAUUUUUCAAGAUGUUCAGCUUCUUCCUGUGGAAGGAUGUACCACAGGGUGCAGCCACCACAUGCUAUGUAGCUCUUCAUCCACGCUUGAAAGGUGUGAGUGGGAAGUACUUCGCUGACUGUAAUGAGAUGCCACCAAGCGUUCUGGCUACAGAUGAAAUACUGGCAACCAAACUUUGGGAUUUCAGCAACAAAUUGAUUAGUGCAAUCUCCAAACCAUGGACUUAUUAGGUUCCCAACCACCCAUUUCUUAAUUAUCAUUAUUGUCCGAGUGUUAUGCAUGUAACACCCGUGUCCCACAUCGACAGUAAAUCGAAAAAAAAAAAAAAAAAAAAACACGGGUAUGGUUUAAAAUCGUCGAAAAUAGUAAUAGAUAGUAUUUAUAAACAAUAUGGGUCUGAGUUGGUAUUGAAUUUGUGUCGUUAUCUUCUUGCAAAGAAAAGGGUAUUUAUUAUGUGA
Messenger RNA from Carica papaya (papaya), 1539 nucleotides. RefSeq names its product NAD(P)-binding Rossmann-fold superfamily protein. The record is from RefSeq and is a predicted model, not a curated record. Lineage: Eukaryota; Viridiplantae; Streptophyta; Magnoliopsida; Brassicales; Caricaceae.